UCUCUGGGCGCCUAGGCUGGGGCGGGCAGGAGGCGGCUUUGGGAUGUUUGUGGCCUCAAUAGGAGAAAACACGUGCUUGGAAUAGAGAUUUUGGAGCUGGCGACAGGCCCAGCGUGAGGCCCCAGGACUGAGUGGCUGAAAUAGAGUGAAGGAACGGGUGAGGAGGCCAAGGGUCCCAGCGCUGGAGUGUCGGAGGAUAACCCCUGUGGCUGCCAAAGCCACACCAGAAUAGAAUGUUCCUGCUGAGGCUCUGAGCACAGAAGUUUGCAGCAGAGGCCAGAUGACAAGGAGGGAGUAGCAGGGGGUACGACCAGAUGGCAUGUACGUGCCUAAGGAGCCAUGUUUUGCUAGAGGGAGGUGAAGUGAUGUGGGGUGUGAGAAGGGCAGAUGCCCGUCCCCAGGGGAGACUCCCCCCUUCCCCCCCCUUGCGGCACAUUAGGGAACGCUGGAGGCCAAGGGACAAAAACACGGGCAUUGGGCUCCUCUGUCCCAUUUCCUCGUCUCUGAAGUGGCGAUCAUGAUGGUUCCUGACUCAUAACGCGGGGCUGAGAGAAGCAGAAGCAAGACUGGCUCCUGAGCAGGGGCACUGCUCUGCCCUGUUCCCAUGACAGCACCACAUUUAACCCUAAAGGGGUCCAGAGGAGUGGCAAAUAGGGGUGCCCUCUUCCCCUCGUGCCCAGAGCUGGGGCUGAGGGCUGGCCGGCGUUUGGAAGAACCGGCCUGGCACAUGCACUACACUGCCCACUUCCCAAGUAGCCUCAGGGCUUUGAGUCAUCACCCCUUCCCCCACAAGGUGCUCCCACCGUGUAUUGCUUAGGGGUCUCAGGGGUGGGCUUACAGCCCAGAGAUGGUGGCUGCUCUGCCCCCAGGUUGCCCAGCUUGCAAGGGGGACUGGAGGUCAGGUGUGAAGCCCAAGACCUCUGCUCUGCCUGUGUACCUCCGGGAUGGGAAUGGGCUUCGUCCGGGGCCCCCCUGGGAUGCUAACCCGGUUCACCUGGAGCUCAGACCAAGGCUGGUGCUCUGUGUGCCGGCCCACUGGUCGACCUCACGGGGGGUGGCACUGGGAGGGGACGCCCCACAUCUGUAGAUGUUUCUUGAUUCACUGAGAAAUUUCAUGGCCAUUCCUGGCUUCCUCUUGUCACUUGUUCGCUGGUGGGCACCACAGGCCCAGCUGAGAGCCAUGCUAGAGGCCACCCAGCAACGGGCCGCCCAGGCUGAGAGCCAGCUAAAGGAACUGCAGGAGCAAAGCAGCCAGAUCCAGAGCUCGGCCUGCACCCUGGCCUCCGUGGUCUCCAGCAAGUUCAGCUGCCUGCUGCAGGCCCUGGAGACGCGGCGGACCUUGGCACUGACGGACAUCGAGGUGGCCAAGACACAGGCCCUAGCACAGGCCCAGGAUGGAGAACGGCGACUGCGGGGCCACCUGGAAGGCCUGGCUCACCAUGACCGCAGGAUCCGGGACCUCCUGGAGCAGCCGGAUGACCAGACCUUCCUCCAGGCUGAGCAGUCCAAAGUCCUGAGUGCUGUGGAGGACCGCAUGGACGAGCUGGGCGCCGGCAUUGCACAGUCCCGGCGCACGGUGGCCCUCAUCAAGAGCGCAGCCGCAGCAGAGCGGGAGAGGGUGAGCCGGCUGUUCGCCGAGGCUGCAGCCGUCCUGCAGGGCUUCCAGACAGAGGUGCUGGGCUUCAUCGAGGAGGGCGAGGCCACCAUGCUGGGUCGCUCCCAGGGUGACCUGCGGCGGCAGGAGGAGCAGCGCAGCAGGCUAAGCCAGGCCCGCCACAACCUCAGUCAGGUCCCCGAAGCCGACUCCGUCAGCUUCCUGCAGGAGCUCCUGGCACUCAGGCUGGCCCUGGAGGAGGGGUGCGGCCCUGGGCCCGGCCCCCCGAGGGAGCUCAGCUUCACCAAGUCAUCCCAAGCCGUGCAGUCCGUGAGAGAGCUGCUCACGGCCGCCUGUGCCAGCCAGUGGGAGCAGCUGCGGGGGCUGGGCAGCGAUGAGGACGAGCUGCAGAAGCUGGGCACAGAAGCUGAUGCUGAGUCCCAAGACCCCGAUAGCACCAACAGCUUUGAAAGCGAGGCUCCCAGGGAUUACUUCCUCAAGUUCGCCUACAUCGUGGACCUGGACAGCGACACGGCGGACAAGUACCUGCAGCUGUUUGGAACCAAAGGGGUAAAGCGGGUGCUGUGUCCCAUCAACUACCCCGAGUCACCCACCCGCUUCACCCACUGCGAGCAGGUGCUGGGCGAGGGGGCCCUGGAUCGGGGCACCUACUACUGGGAAGUCGAGAUCAUUGAAGGCUGGGUCAGCGUGGGGGUCAUGGCCGAAGACUUCUCCCCGCAAGAGCCCUAUGACCGGGGCCGACUCGGCCGCAACGCCCACUCCUGCUGCCUGCAGUGGAACGGACGCAGCUUCUCCAUCUGGUUCCGCGGGCUGGAGGCGCCCCUGUCCCACCCCUUCUCACCCACCGUUGGGAUCUGCCUAGAAUAUGCCGACCGAGCCCUGGCCUUCUACGCCGUGCGGGACGGCAAGAUGAGCCUUCUUCGGAGGCUGAAGGCCUCCCGGGCGCGCAGGAGCAGCUCCCUGUCCCCCGCCAUCGAGCCCUUCCAGAGCUGCCUGGACAGCCAUUUUGCAGGGCUCUUCACUAGCAGGCUGAAGCCUGCCUUCUUCCUGGAGAGUGUGGACGCCCAUCUGCAGAUCGGGCCCCUCAAGAAAUCCUGCAUAUCUGUGCUGAAGAGGAGGUGAUGCAGGGGGACACGGGGCCUCCUGGGAAGCUUGCUUCUCUGCACCCCCAUCUUGCCCCAGGGAAUGCACCUUGGGGUUCCCUCCAUCCCCAGGCUUCUCCUCCCUGGAGGCCUCACCUUCCAUACACUUGGCCUUCCCCGCAGACCCCUGGAAAUGCCCUCAGACCCUGUCCCCUGUGGGCCUUGUUUCUGGGAGAGAAAGCCAGAGCUGGGACAGAUCCAGGCCACCCCAAACCCCUCCUUUUCUGGGUUCCUGGGACAGUGCCUGGCACAUAAUAGGUGCUGAAUAAACAUCUGUUGAAUGAA
Suricata suricatta (meerkat) is the source of this 3042-nucleotide messenger RNA. RefSeq names its product E3 ubiquitin-protein ligase TRIM47. Gene Ontology annotation, biological process: positive regulation of autophagy. The transcript is spliced from 7 exons. Lineage: Eukaryota; Metazoa; Chordata; Mammalia; Carnivora; Herpestidae. Bases 1088 to 2737 code for a protein of 549 amino acids. The record is from RefSeq and is a predicted model, not a curated record. Gene Ontology annotation, molecular function: protein binding.